UGCACCGUCAAAUCAGGUACCUGAUAGGUUGCCAUAUUGUGGAAAAGAAGUGAAAGUUGUGAACGAUUGACCAAAGCUGCGUUGCGUGAAAGACUUGUACUACAGAGUCCACUUUACCACAUAGAAUUGUAGAUAGGAGCUUGAAACCUUUUUAACUCACCAGCAGUGUGAAAAGAUUAUGGCGGAGAUAGUUUUGUGUCCUAUUCUACAGGUUGUCUUUGAAAAGCUAGCCUCUCGGUUCCUGAAAGAGAUUGCAGAUCGAUGUGGAUUCAAGGAUGAAAUCAAGAAGCUUCAACGCACAUUGGGCGCUAUCCAGACUGUUCUUCAGGAUGCCGAAGAGUGGCAAGCUACAGACAAAAGUUCAAAGUUGUGGUUAAGUGAGCUUAGAGAGGUAGCUUUUGAUGCUGACGACUUGCUUGAAGAGUUUGGUCCUGAAGCGAUGAUACAAGAAAACGAUAAUAGCUUGACUGAGCAGGUGACAAACAUUGUUCCUUCUUUGAGACCUUUCAUAACAUAUCUUAAAAAGUUGCCUGAACUAAAACAGAUUAGGGAGAGAUUGGAUGAGUUAUUGGCUGAGAGGUCUAAUUUCAAGCUCAAGAGAAAAGAUGGUGAUAAAGCGAUUAAAAGUCAACAGAAAAGAGAAACUGGUUCUUUUGUGAUUGAAUCCGAAGUUAUAGGGAGAGAAGAAGAUAAAGAAAAGAUAGUAGACAUGCUACAGUUAACUGCUGAAAGUAGAGCCAAUGAGGUUGUCUCAGUUAUUCCCAUAGUGGGUUUAGGGGGACUUGGUAAAACCACACUUGCUCAGCUAGUCUAUAAUGAUGAAAGGGUGAUGGGAAAUUUUGAACUCAGGAUGUGGGUGUCUGUUAAUGAUGAUUUUCAUGUGAGAAAGAUUGUUAAUUUGAUGAUAGAAUCUGCAACUAGGAGAAGGUGUGAUGAUCUCAUAGGGAUGGAUGUUCUUCAGUCGAAAUUACGGGACUUGUUAUUCAAGAGAAGAUAUUUGCUUGUACUAGAUGAUGUAUGGAACGAAGAUGCUGAUGAAUGGGAUAAGCCUAAAAGUUUGCUGAAAUUAGGUGCGGAGGGAAGCAAAGUCAUAGUCACAACAAGAAGUGCAAAAGUUGCUGCAAUUAUGGGAACAGUGUCUUCUCACCAUUUGAAGGGUCUGUCUCAUGAUGAAUGUUGGGGUUUGUUCAAGCAACGUGCCUUCGCAAAUGAUCAAGAGGACUAUGCAAACCUGUUGCCUAUUGGAAAACAAAUAGUGAGAAAAUGUGGGGGUGUUCCUUUAGCAGCAAAGGCACUCGGGAGUCUGAUGCGGUUCAAAAGAGAGCCAGAUGAAUGGUUAUCUGUGCAGGAAAAUGAGAUUUGGAAUGUUUGUGAAGACGAAAAUGGGAUAUUACCUGCCUUGAGGUUGAGUUAUAGUCAUUUGCCACUACAUCUGAAAGGAUGCUUUAUGUAUUGCUCGAUCUUUCCAAAGAACUACGUUAUCAAGAAAGAGAAGUUAAUCCAUCUUUGGAUUGCGGAAGGCUUAAUUCAGUCUUGCCAAUACCCUUUGCGAGGCACUCAAUCACGUAAAGAAGGAACAUCUCUUGAGAACAGCGGGAGCAAUUAUUUUAACGAAUUAAUGUGGAUGUUUUUGUUUGAAGAAGUGAAGAAAAACAGCGAUGGUAAUGUAGUUGAGUGCAGAAUGCACGAUCUCAUUCAUGAUCUUGCAAAAUCUGUUGCUGGAGAAGAGUUUUUCAUAUUUGAACGUGGUUGCCUGCCGAAAAAUCUGGCUAGAGUUCGAUACUCGUCUGUAGUUUGCCAUUCUGAAUCUUGUACCAUUCCAGAAGCCUUGUAUGAGGCAAAGAAGUUACGAACUCUUAUCUUUUUGUUUUCCAAUGGUGACUCUGGUGAAAUCCCAGCCAAGCUGUUUACACAUUUUCGGAACCUGCGAGUCCUAGACCUCAGUUGUAGUGGCAUCAAAAGGUUGCAAAGCACAGUUUCUUGCUUGAAGCAUUUGAGGUACCUUGACCUGUCGAAUACCUUUAUUGCAACAUUACCAGAAACUAUAGGUAGCCUCUGCAAAUUGGAGGUGCUAAACAUUUCAGGUUGCUCUGAUUUGACUGGUCUGCCAAGGAACUUAGCUAGCUUGUACAUGCUAAGACAUCUGAUCAUAAAUGAUUGUGAAAGGUUAACUUGCUUGCCAGACAACAUUGGUAAGCUAUUGCAUCUUCAGACAUUGCCGAUCUUUAUCGUAUCAAACAAGACCGAUAACUUUAAACAGUUGGCGAGGCUGCCGCUUAGGGGUGAGCUGACAAUCAAGAACUUGGAGGAUGUGAAAAAAGAAACUAGAGCAGUAAUCUUGGGUAUGAAAAACCUUCAUUCACUGGAGCUGUCAUGGGGUGAUGAUCAUAAGCGGCUGGACUUGAAUGUUCAAAACGAUUCUAACUGCAAAUUAGGUGAGAACGUGCUUGACUGCUUGCAACCAUCAAAAAAUCUCAAACAUUUGUCAAUAAAAGGGUAUCCAGGAAUCCAUCUUCCAAGCUGGAUAAAGACUCCUUCACUGCCUGUUUUAACUAAAAUAGUGUUGAUGAACUGCAAAAGAUGUGAACAUCUCCCUGCUUUAGGUCAACUUCCAGUACUAGAGAUCAUCCAUAUGCGUGGAAUGGAUUGCGUGAAGAAUAUAGGCAGAGAGUUCUACGGGGAAAACAAGAAGAAAUUGUUUGCAUCAUUAAAGGAGUUAUCCCUCAUAGACUUCCCUGAUCUGGAAUUCUGGUGGGGUGGAGGUGAAGAAUUCCCCUCCCUUGUCAAAUUAAUCAUCAAUAAAUGUCCUAAGUUGAUGAACAUGCCGCGAUUUGCAGCGCUUAGGCAUUUAGAGUUGCAGAGCUGCAAUGAAUCUAUAUUAAUGUCAGCAGGAAAUAUAACCUCGCUAUCUGUCCUCAUCAUUGGUGGCUUUAAUGGACAGUUAAUUCUAUUGGAUAACUUGCUUCGGAACAAUGUUCAUCUCUUGUCUCUAACUGUCAGCUCUUGUCCCAACCUUUGCUGCAUCCCACAGAGUUUGGGGAGCCUUGUGUCCCUAACAUCUUUGACGAUUCGUUGGUGUGAUGAGCUCUCAUCUUUGCCACAACAAUUGCAGAAUCUAACCUGUUUGCAGUCUCUAGAGAUCAGUGAAUGCCAUGGCCUUUCUACCUCACCCCAGCAUAUCGAUGGGUUAAUUUCCCUCAAAUAUUUAUCCAUCGAGAACUGCAGUAACCUAAGAUCAUUACCCAUUGGACUGCUACAUCUUACUUCUCUCGAACAUUUAACCAUCAUGUACUGUCCAAGUCUGGUGUGUUUGCCAACUGAGUGGCAUAACCUUUCCAUGCUGAGGAGUUUGUUCAUUUUAUGCUGCCCGGAGCUAUCAUUUUUGCCCGAAAGUGUUAAACAUGUUACAACACUGCAAAAUCUUGAAAUACAUGGUUGUCCGGGUUUACACAUGUUGCCAGAGUGGAUUGCAGAUCUUUCGAUUCUUAGGUCUUUGGCAAUAUCAGAUUGUCCUAAUUUGAACUCACUUCCAGAAGGUUUUCAGAGCCUGGACACCCUUCAACGUCUCUCGAUUCAUGAAUGUCCAAGGCUUGAAGAGCAUUGCAAGAAAAACGUAGGUAAGGAUUGGCCCAAAAUAGCUCAUAUUCCACAUAUUUACAUCGGAUCACCAGAGCUCGGAAAAGUUAAUAAUGUUGCUAGCAGCUCAUCGCGUUAAUGUCGAAUACAAACAAAAACCUGAUCGUGCUGUUGACAAGUACGGCAACCCUGAACCGGCAAUGCCGCUCGUAAAUGGUACUCUCCCAUUGAAUUAAUUGAUAAAGAUACAAAGAGAGUAUGGAUCCACUUAUACUGUAAAAUCAUUUGGUACAAAUUCAUGAUGCAUGAAGGUGUCUUUCAAGAGAUGAUCGUGUGCGUAAUGGGCAUGAGUUUUCGUUCGGGGUUGCCUGUAGAAUCAUUUGUACUGCUGCCUUCGGCCCACCGUAUGUACCGUUUUUGGGUUUUGAACUUUCAAUGAACUUCGUCUUCCCAUUUGCCUAAUUGUUUUUAAGUUGAAUCAUUCCUUAUUUAUAUAUGUAAUACAAACAAUUAUGGAAAUAUGUGAAAAUAAUUAUUAUCAAUAUGAUAAUAUUUCUGUA
This is a messenger RNA of Gossypium raimondii (Peruvian cotton), 4136 nucleotides long. Its product is annotated as disease resistance protein RGA2. Gene Ontology annotation, molecular function: protein binding; ADP binding. Lineage: Eukaryota; Viridiplantae; Streptophyta; Magnoliopsida; Malvales; Malvaceae. Bases 179 to 3715 code for a protein of 1178 amino acids. The record is from RefSeq and is a predicted model, not a curated record. Gene Ontology annotation, biological process: defense response to fungus. The transcript is spliced from 2 exons.